AUGUCGUUGGAGAUGGGUAGUGUAUCGCCUGACCCCUGCCGGCUGUUCAACGCGUCCCCUGGGCCCGCACCCAGCCCCUGUGACACAGACCACACACAGGGGGUCGUCAAAACAGAGCCAGUUGAGGAAGAUACAGUCGGUGAAUGUGGAGCUAUUGAGAGUGGUGACGAAGAGAGAGACACGAAUGAUCAAAAACCACAAGAGACAAAAACACCUGUGUCAGACUUGAAGUUUUCCAUUACGAACAUCUUGAAGCGUGAUGACACGGUGAUUGGUGAUCGCGAGGAUUACCCUGGGCGUGGAGCCUCCGGUGAGCUGGGCGGCACGGCUCGGCUAGCAGAGGCUGGCGGGAUGAUGGAAAUGAGCGCUGGUGAGGAUAGAACCGGGGAAAGAACAAAGAGAAACCGUACAACGUUCACCACACGUCAGCUUCAGGAGUUAGAGAGAGCCUUCCGCAAGACACACUAUCCCGACAUCUUCAUGCGGGAGAAACUGGCCAACCGAAUCAAGUUACCAGAGUCCAGAAUACAGGUGUGGUUCCAGAAUAGACGAGCCAAGUGGCGGAAGAGGGAGAAACACAUCCCGCCGGGAGGGGUCCCGGGGUUAAGGAUGUCCCUGUCCCCUCAGUGGACGUCACAACAACACAGUGGACUCGUGAACAUUGUAACAACCACAAAUUUAGUUAUUUCUGGUCCGAAUUUGGCUUUUUAA
Liolophura sinensis is the source of this 711-nucleotide messenger RNA. Its product is annotated as retinal homeobox protein Rx2-like. The record is from RefSeq and is a predicted model, not a curated record. Gene Ontology annotation, molecular function: RNA polymerase II transcription regulatory region sequence-specific DNA binding; DNA-binding transcription factor activity, RNA polymerase II-specific. Lineage: Eukaryota; Metazoa; Mollusca; Polyplacophora; Chitonida; Chitonidae. The coding region runs from base 1 to 711 and encodes 236 amino acids. Gene Ontology annotation, biological process: regulation of transcription by RNA polymerase II. The transcript has 4 exons.